AUGGCAACUAUGGCAUCUGCUGUUCGCGAUAUCGCGAUGACCUCCGGCCGAGACAACUUAACUGCUGUAGCGGCCCGGAGCGUCCCUGUGACGACCAAUCCGACCGACCUCCCGACCCCCCCGAACUCCAUAUCGCCCUCGCUGCCUCCGCACGGGCUUAAGGCCCAGCUGCAGAGGGCGCGGCUCGACUCGGUCGACUCGGACAUUGACCUGCUCGACGGCCGAGGUCAACAUGCCGCUUCGCGCGAGUUGUCUCCGCAAGACUCAGCGGGCGCCAUUACCUCGGCCAUGCUGGCCAAGUUCCAUCUUCCCGAAAUCCUUCUGAACCACGGCCCGCUGCCGAUUCGGCAUUUGAUGGGCUACCUCACGACAUCCGUCCCGGGAUUUGCAGGCAUCGCGCCCGCAAAGGCGCGCCGGCUAGUCGUGGGCGCUUUGGAGGGAAAGGGGAGCGGCAAUGAGGGAGGUGGUCCGGAUGGUGAUGUGGAGUUUUUGAAGGUCGGCUGGGGCCGGUGGGACGCGAAGCGACGGGGCCAACCACCCCGGGAGUCGCUCUCGCGUCGCGCAUCGCCCGGUGCCCACCCCAACAGCAUACCCAUCAUCAAGACCUCCGGGUGGGGCGCCGAUCGGUCACGACUCGGAGCACACCUUGGAACCAGCCUGGGCGGCAACUCGGCCGCCUUUUCGCACGACGACCGAUUCAUGGACGUGGACAUGGACAUGAUGGAUCACGAAGCCGACAAGAUGUCCCUAGACGGAUCCGGGUCAGCGUCAUGCUCCGAGGCUCCCGACGACGACGACAUGCCCAGGCAUAACGACGACCCGGAGGACGCGACUGACGACGAAGACUGGGCCGCCGUCGGUGCUGCCGCACUUCGUGCGGCGUCAUACCAAACACAACAACCUUCCCCUUUCAACAAUGUAAAUACCUUCGGCGGAGGCAUUCGCUCCUUCUCAACGGGCAUGGCACGCCCGCCGCAGCUCAGCCCUGGGUCACGCAGUUUCAACUUCCCAACAUCAUCGCUGGGAGCCGUGCAGGCCGCCGACGCACAGGAGCGCGAGGCCGUGGAGGCUCUUCUCAGCCUUGGAUCUAUGUAA
Molecule: messenger RNA, 1095 nt
Organism: Dichotomopilus funicola
Lineage: Eukaryota; Fungi; Ascomycota; Sordariomycetes; Sordariales; Chaetomiaceae
Product: putative Sin3 binding protein-domain-containing protein
Exons: 1
Coding region: 1-1095 (364 amino acids)
Biological process (GO): positive regulation of transcription from RNA polymerase II promoter by glucose
Cellular component (GO): nucleus
Molecular function (GO): sequence-specific DNA binding
Source: RefSeq, a predicted model, not a curated record